AUGCGGCGACAUGGUGUCGACCUAGCCUAUAGCCCGAUGAUAAUGUCUUCCGCCUUCCUCCAUUCCGCCGAAGCGCGAGCUGCUGACUUCUCUACCUGCCCUGAGGAUCAUCCACUCAUCACACAAAUCGCCUGUCGAUCGGGCCCUGAAUUUGCGCUCUGUGCCGAAGAAUUGUCUACUCUCUGUGAGGGUGUGGACCUUAAUUGCGGUUGUCCUCAGAGGUGGGCGAUGGAAGAAGGCUACGGGGCAGCUCUACUAAAGCAUCCCGAGUUGAUAGAGGACUUGGUGAAGGCAGCCAGAGCAGUCGUGCCCCGGUGGCGUGUCGUUAAAGCACCCCAAGAUGAGGAGCGUCGAAUAGCCUUCUCUGUGAGCAUCAAAAUCCGUCUCGUUCCCUGCCCUCCACGUGCUAUCGGUGAAGACGGUGAUUCUUCCAGCUCUACAUCCUAUCCGAGCAAUGUUCAGCUGACCACAGAAUUGGUGCGCCGUGCAGCUUGUAUGGGUGUAGACUGGGUCACCGUCCAUGGGCGCACACCUUCCCAACAUUCCAAUGAUCCUGCGCGAUGGCACGACGUGGCUCAAAUUAUUGCCGCUCGGGUGCCUCACCAUACCCAUACUGCCGCUCCUCUUCCAAUAUUCCUUAACGGUGAUGUCAAGACCUUGGAUGAUGCAUUCCGAGCUUAUCAAAUUUCUGGUUGUCAGGGUGUUAUGGCGGCUCGCGGUCUUUUGCAGGAUCCAGCGCUAUUCGAACAAAAUCGGCCACAAGACCCCUGGAACCUAUACAGAGAGUGGCUUGACCUGUGCCAAGAAUAUUCAGCUUCCCUGCCGUUCAGUUCCAUACAUCGGCAUGCCUACUGGAUACUAGAGAAGCACAUUGGCAAGAAGGGACGUGAGAUGCUACACAAAAUCGACAAUAUGGCCAACCUAUGUGACUUCUCACCAGCCAGUGUCUAUACCCAAAACACACCUAUUUAG
Molecule: messenger RNA, 972 nt
Organism: Hydatigera taeniaeformis
Lineage: Eukaryota; Metazoa; Platyhelminthes; Cestoda; Cyclophyllidea; Taeniidae
Source: the annotation of a GenBank genome assembly